AUGGCCUCCCGAAAGAAACAAAACAAUACAACCCGCAAACGAGAUGGGAUCCACUUUGUCAAUGCCAGACCGGCAUCCGAGACAGAACGACUCAAGGCCCAGAAAUUAGUCCGCGCCCACGUUGGAAGAUGGAUUUCCGAUCAAACCAAAGACCGUUCCGCGGCUAGUGAACAGUCUUCGAUUUCCGCAUCUCGCUCGUCUCGAACUUCCAUCACUUCCAUCACUUCCAUCGGCGCGGAACAUGCUGCAUCCUCAUCUUUUGCCUUCGUAUCGCAUCCCCCUCCUCCGUUCAAUGCGGAGCGGACACUGGCCGUCGUCGGUCUGGGUAUGUCGCGUCCGCAGCGUGACUGGCCACGAGCUUCUUUUGCGGCUUCCCAGAAGAGUGAUAGCAGUGACAGCAGUAGCGGUGAUGAUGCAAAUGAGAAAACCAAUUUUGCGGAUCCGGUAACGGUCGUACCGUGGAACGAGGUGACUCGUAUCGAGCCGCAAAUUUCGGGAUUUCUGGAUCCGUUCUCACAGUUCCCAUCCAAUUUUGCGCCAGAAAUCGUUAAUCUGUGCGAAUCAUAUUGUAUGUAUCGUCCCAAAAAGCCGAUGUCAAGGGUUGAGAAAAAGCUAACCAAUCGAUCAGGUAUAACGGUGAUAUGGCCGGGACUGGUUCCCAAAUCAACAAGCAAUGAGAAGAAAGCCGGCGAACUGUGGUUCCCACUCUCCCUAUCCGAUCCAGCUCUCUUCACGGCAUUCAUGUUUGGCUCAUUGUGCCAUCAGCGAGUCCAAUGGUUAAAGGGCUGGGUUCCCGAUUCGAGCUUCGGACCCAAGCAGCAGCGCAUUCUGCAACUCUGCGAAAUGGAAUCGAUCAAGUUGAUUAGUCAGGCUGUGCAGGACCCUACUCGUGCUGUCAGUGAUGCCGUUCUUCUCAGUGUGAUUUGCAUGGCCCAUCAUCAAGCCCUCGAGGAGAGUCCCGAUCAGUAUCGGACCACGCCGUUUACUGCGCCGUUCCAACGGUUGCAAUGGCUCGAUGUUUAUGGUCAUCUGCCUCCCAAUAUGAUUCACGUUCACGGAUUAGUCCAGCUUUUGAAAAUGCGUGGUGGUCUCAAGAAUAUCAAGCUCCAUGGCUUGCGUCCGACGAUUUGCUUCUCGGAUAUCAUGACGGCAAGUUGUUUCGGCAUCGCCCCGGGCUUCGAAUUCUGCGGCAUCGAUGACAGCCGCAGUAAUCUAUCCGUACAAGAGCUCCUCGGCUUCGGGGCUUAUCACAUCGACCACAGUUUCCGCUGGCUAGAACAACUAGGUUUCACCUCCCAAAUCGUAGAAGCCAUGACCCCCGCCGCUACCUACGUCGAAAUCAUGAAAAACUGCAUGAAAAGCAGCCACGACGUCUCAUUACUCUCGGACCAGCGCAACCUGACGCAGUACACCCUCCUCUCUGUGCCACCUGCCGCAGAAAUCCGAACUUCCUUCUCCCAACCCAUCCAUGAAGCAGCCUACGAAGCCUGCCGUCUUGCCAUGCUCAUCUUCGCCGUCGGCGUCGUCUUCCCCAUCCCUGCAAAUAACACCCCCCUGCCCAAUUUCGCAAAGCAACUUCAGGCUGUUCUGCGUCACCCGGAUGCGGCCGAGAUGUACACGUCUACGGAAUAUUGUAUUCUACUUAUGUGGGUCUUGACGCUGGGUGGUAUUGCAGCCUUUGAUAGUCCUGCUGAACGAGCAUUCUUUGGGUCUGCGCUGAUUGAAGUUACGCAUCGCACUGGGCUGACUUCGUGGACGGAUGUGAAACGCGCCAUGAACGUGAUGCUUUGGUAUGAUAUUGCCUGUGACGAGGCGGGCGAAGCAUUCUUCGCCGAAGCUCAGAGUUUGCAUGUGAUUGAGUGA
Molecule: messenger RNA, 1863 nt
Organism: Penicillium brasilianum
Lineage: Eukaryota; Fungi; Ascomycota; Eurotiomycetes; Eurotiales; Aspergillaceae
Source: the annotation of a GenBank genome assembly